UUUACAGCAGCACAUCUCGAGCCGGUCACAAGCCUUCAUAUCGCUGUGCACUCGUACCAGCGCUCGAGCCUCACCGACACAGCGCGCGCUCGGGAUUUGUUUUUUUUUUCCUUCUUCUUCCCGGAUUUAAACGUGCUUUUCUUGCUUUCAUUUUUCUCAGAUUAUUUCAAACUGAAAACGGUUUGUUUCUGCCGGUUGGGACAGGCUCGGCGACACCGGGGCACAGAGCGGGGAUAAGAGCGAGGCUUCAUUUUAUUAUAACACAGGACACUGGACAUUAUUCCGGCACGAGAGCACGCUACUUUGGAUUACUUUGACACACAGUUUGUGACUGGAAUACACCACAGAUAUCUCUAAAAGAGUGUAUCUCCUGGUUUUCAGCAUGUCGCUUUUCUGUAGUAGAUAAUUCAACCCUCACUUGCGCUGAGCGAAUGCACGCACUUCUGCGCUUUGUGCAGACUGUAGCUGCAGGAAAAGAGUAACCUGCCACUGAAUAUCAGAAUAAAAAUAUUUAAGAAGCAUCAACUGCAUUUAGAAACUGUCACCCCAACUUAUUUAUCAUUGUCUUGGACAGAUCCCUGCGCCCUGUUAAACUCAGAUAAACCCGUGCAGCCAAGAUCAGGAACAGGAUGCAUCGCAGCUGAAGCCACGAGCCCGGGACUUUGGUUUUGAAAUCAGAUCGGACUGACCUCCACCCCCUACCCCCCACGCUCCUGGACCUGGGCAGGAGCCGAAUCAGGAUGACUCCUGACGGCGUGAUGUUGAUCCUGCUCCCGGUGCUGUGUCUGCUCUCCGGAGCCUCCUGGGCAGCGACCCUGGGUGGACUGGAAGGAGAAAACAACCGGCAAGGCACCAUUCUGGAUCCAAAGACAUUUGGGGGCGUGACCAACUUCAGCACCUUCCUACUGGACCGUUCAUCAGGAAUGCUGUUCCUGGGUGCCAGGGACGCCAUAUUGUCUGUGGACACCAAUCAACUGGACAAACCACCACGAAAUAUCACCUGGGAUGUGCCAGAGGAAAAGAGAAAGUCUUGUGUGGCAAAGGGAAAGACGGAGGUCGACUGCCACAACUACAUCCGUCUGCUGGAGUUUCUGGAAGAGGGACGCAUCUACGUGUGUGGCACCUACGCCUUCGACCCCCAGUGUGCCUUCCUGGAUCUCUCCUCCUUCACCCUGGAGAAAGCCGAAGAUGGAGGAGUGAAGAUGGAGACAGGGAAGGGCAAGUGUCCCUUUGAGCCAAGCCAGCAUUACACAGCUGUUAUGGCAGGUGGUACCCUCUACACAGCAGCCACCAGUAACUUCCUGGGAACGCUGUUCGACAUCUCCCGGGCAACAGGCCCCGAGCAGGACCGCAUCCGAACCGAGCGAUCCAUCAACUGGCUCAGUGACCCAGAGUUUGUGAGCUCAGCCUUCAUAGAGCAGUCUCCUGACAGCAACCCGACGGGAGAUGACGACAAAAUCUACUUCUUCUUCACUGAGGUGGCCAAAGAGUACGACCUCUACACCAAAGUCAAGGUCCCCAGGGUAGCACGAGUCUGCAAGUCUGACGUGGGAGGGAUGAAGACUCUGCAGAGACGUUGGACCACCUUCCUCAAGGCCCAGCUGGUGUGUGAGGACAAACCCAGCGGUCAGCGCUACAACAUCCUGACUGACGUCUUCACCAUGCAACACACGCAAGGCGACCCCAGCAGCACAUACUUCUAUGGACUCUUCACCUCCCAGUGGGAACACGAUGAGUUGUCAGCAGUGUGUGUUUUCAGUUUGUCUGACAUCAGCAAAGUGAUGGACGGUCCCUUUAAAGAGCUGAGGAAGACCUGUGAGAACUGGAUCAACCCUGAGCCUGUCCCCACACCAAGGCCUGGCCAGUGUUUGAACAAUGCAUUAAAGGGUGAAGGGUUUGAGUCGUCCCUCAAACUCCCGGACAAAGUGCUGACGUUUGUGAGGGACCACCCUCUGAUGGAGAACACUGUUGCUGCAGCUCCCCUGCUGGUCCGCAAGGGAAUCAAAUACACCAAGCUAGCUGUAACCCAGACAGGCAGCGGAGAGGAGCUGAGGGCAGUACUGCACCUUGGAACAGACCGUGGGGAGCUCCACCAGGUGGAAGUAGUGGGCCAGAAUUCCACCUUACUGCAGGAGAUUCCUCUGUUCACCUCUCUAGAGCCCAUUAAUAACAUACUACUACACAAGGGCCAGGCUCUGGUGGGCAGCCCUCUGUCUCUGGCUCUUGUCCAGGCUGAAGGCUGCGCUCUCUAUCCCAACUGUGAGGUCUGUGCCAGAGCCAGAGGACUGGGCUGUGUGUGGAACAAAGACGAAGAAGCCUGCAGGAGCACAACAAUGAAGCCUGGUCCAGGUGAUACAGCAGAUGAUGCUUUAAGGAAGUGUGAUAUAAAGGAGGGGCGUUGCUCCCCAUCCAUCAGGGAGCUGCAGGUUUCCAUGGGUCUGCGCCUCCUGUUGCCAUGUGUCCAGCUGUCUCCCAGGCCGUGUAGCUGGGAAUAUCCUCCCCACAGACACACCAGGCAGCACCACUCUGACCUGGAGGUGACUGUCAGCGAGGAAAGCCUGGGAAAAUACAUCUGCACCUGCCAGGAGGUGGGACCAGGUAUCAGAGACCCCACCACCUGCCAAAGAGCAGCCUAUCACCUGACAUUAGAAGGCCCCAGUGCUAGAGGAACCGUGGCUACAGCUGGAGGUCGCCACGUCCUGGCUGUUUACAUCCUCUUCUUCUGUGGGGGUAUAGCAUUCGGUGCAUUUCUCCUGUACUUUGUGACUCGGCGGCGCAGCAUAAGCUGCCAGGGCCACCACCUGCCUGAUAAUUCGCUGUCGUCAGAGAAGGGGCGGGACUUACUGGGCUCCUCAGCCACCCCCCAGUCCCCUAGCAGUGCCAGCUUGCUGUCCGAGGGAUUCCGGCUGACGGAAAAACGAAACGGAACAGCGACCACAACCACAACGACCACCCUCCUCAGCAACCAGGGUAACGGUGGUCACCAUGGUAACAGUUACAGCGGCACCCUUAUUCACAGCAACCCAAGCAACGGCCACGGGAAUGCCUUGUAUGCCAACUGCAACACAAGUAGCAGUGGGCUGAAGUUUGCCUCAGAAAUUUUAGCUGCGGACAUGCUGGAUGGAAGGACAGGGGAGAGGGUGAGGCCCGAGGGGGGAGAGAGGGAGUCAGGGGAGGGGGAUGAGGUGGAUGCAGGGCUGGGGGACGGGUUAGGGGAGGGAAUAAAAGGACUCGAGGACGAGCUUGCCAGCUUUCCCAUGUUUAAAUCACCAGCACCACUGGCUCAGUGCGAAGAAAGUUCAAUAUGACGAGGUGAUAUAAAUAUUCUAUUGAUUGCACCAUUAUGCAUCCUCCAAAUAAACUGAAUACUGCUGGGAGAAAUGCAAAAUGGCUACUGCCAAAUGCCUUUGAGUUGGAGCCGUGGCAUGAAGACUACAGAGAUGUAAGAGAAAAUAUAUAAAUGUCUAAGUCUGUGAGAGAGUCGUGUUACAUACGGAGAGAACUGCAAGACAGGAAACAUAUUACAGUGUUGGGAUAGACAACUUAUUGUGAGUCACUCAGGAUGAGAGCCACAGCUAAAUAAAUGUACCUGAUGUAAAUAAACUGUAAAUAUAAGCAGAAGUUGACUGUAGACAUGAAAGUAAGCAUGAUAAUGCGCAAUUCAAAUGUUACAAAGAAUCAAAGAUGAAAUGUCCACGUGUGUGGACAAAAGCCAUAUUGUCUUUCUCCUUAACUUCUGUCGUUGUUUGCUCUCUCCUUCUCUUCUCAUAACGGCACUGCAAAAGAAGAGUGCACUUUGACUCUUUCAGCACCUUUCUCUGUAUUUCUAUUUCUCUCUCUGACGUACCACCCAAAUCCCAGACCUUCAUAAGGCACCAAAGGACUGCUGAGCCAUAGUCUGCCCAGUCCGCCUGGGCUUCAAACAGACUGAUGUCACUGUCAGAGACUAAAGAAGCACUGCAGAGCCUUCAGACGGCCGUCACAGAGCCUACAGUGACCGUGGCAGGGCUGUUCCUGCCUACACUGCCGCAGAGGUGAAGAGGAUGAUAGGUCCACCUAUCAGAUUAGUGCCAGUGUGGAAAAAGUGACGAUGCACAGCAAGAGACUGACAGCUGCCCAGAUGUGUCACUGUUCACAUUCAUCGUUACUGUGAAAUUCAUCUGCAGAAUGGACCUUACCUGACACAGAACCACCAUCAGCUUGUUUUGUGAGUGUGGAUUUCAACAUAAAAAAUUAUUGUUUUUGUCAUGUCGUUUUGUAAUAAAGCCUUAAAAUGUUGCUGUUAA
Molecule: messenger RNA, 4286 nt
Organism: Lates calcarifer (barramundi perch)
Lineage: Eukaryota; Metazoa; Chordata; Actinopteri; Centropomidae
Gene: sema4f
Product: sema domain, immunoglobulin domain (Ig), transmembrane domain (TM) and short cytoplasmic domain, (semaphorin) 4F
Exons: 15
Coding region: 741-3308 (855 amino acids)
Biological process (GO): semaphorin-plexin signaling pathway; negative regulation of axon extension involved in axon guidance; axon guidance
Molecular function (GO): chemorepellent activity; semaphorin receptor binding
Source: RefSeq, a predicted model, not a curated record